AACACCAUUGUAGAUACACCAAAUUUAGUUGUUUUUUUUUUUUAGUUUAGUUUCAUACAGCUAAAGCACAGUGAGGUUGCUAAGUUAGCUUAUUUUAGCUAGCGAGGAUAGCUUAGGCAACUGACAGUGCCUGGUUAGCUAACUUGUGAGAGUGGUGAGUUAAAAAGAAAAGCAUUUUGUGAGUUUUCAUUUUUGCAAUGGUGUUGUGAUAAGAACACCAAAGUUACUUGUGGCGCAUAAUGCAUUAGGGCGCGACCACGCUGUACGCGUUUCGUCUCCUUUUGCGCAUCCUGUAUUUUAGUUAAAUGCGGUAACGUUAGCUAGCAGGUGGGCUAAAGAAAGCUUCAUAUCUGAAGCUUCAAUUGUUUUGUUCGUCCAGCUAGCAAAGCUAUCUUUGUUGGCUUUUAAUGGGGGAGAGAGUGUGUGCUUUCAUAGUCAACUAAAAUGAGUAAAAUAGAAUGAUAUGCGGAAUUUUGCGCUGCAAUGAAAGUCGUGUUGCGUAACUAACUUGCCGGAGACUUCAAACAAAUAAGACUGGCCAUCUGGUGCUGUUAACACACCCAGGCACCAUUAGUGCAGUAACUUCAGGGUUGGUGAUAGUAAAAGCGGCUGAUAAUAUGUUCUCAGCCGGCUUGCAUUUCAUGCCAACCCGUGGAUUUGAUGUUGUCAUUGAGGCCCUUUAUCCCAAGUAACGUUAGAAGUAAUGGGAAGUGUUGUUUUGCAUGGUGAAACUGGCCCGUUUUACAUUACAAGGUGCCCACAUUCUGCAACUGAGGAGCAAGCCCCAGGAUGAGGAGAGGACAGUAGGUGCCCUGCAUAGCAUGGCCGCGUCUCGCUCAUCGCGCGUCACCAGGUCAUCCGUGGGGAUCAAUGGACUGGACGAGAACUUCUGCCGCCGCACGCUCAGGAACCGCAGCAUCACCCAGCCGGACGAGGCCUUGCCGGCGCCCCGCGCUCGCUCCCCGAAGAAGCGCCAGGACGGGGACAAGCCCCAGAGCGGCCAUGGGGAGGGUGGGGGCGGGGGUGCUGCUGGUGCCGGCACGGGCCCGGGCAGGAAACGAGGCCUCUCCUGCUCCGAGAAGGAGGAGUCGGAGCGGACGGAGAACUGCGAGCGGCUGCGGCCGCCGGCCACAAGAGCGACGGACGGGUCGACGGAGAGCUCCCCGGCCCUGAAGAAGCCCAAGCGCUGCCCUCGCUCAGCCGAGACGGGGGCAGUGGGAGCAGCAGCCGGAGGAGGAGGAGAAGAGGAGACCCCGUCCCCUGCUGCUGCUGCUGCUGCUGCUGACAGACCUUCGCUGGAGAGCCCCAGGCCCUGCUCCCCACUAACGGACAAAGACAAAGAUGAGUCUCCCAGCGGUGACGCACCCGUCUCUGUUCUGCCUCCCCCGAGCCUCUGCACAGAGGAGGAUCAGGCGGAGAGAGGUGGGAAAGAGACUGAGCCAGUGAUGGUGGCACUGGUGGAGGAGGUGGAGGAGGAGGUGAGGGUGCCCUCCCCAGCCCCGUCCCCACCACCUCCCCAGCCCAAGGAGGCCCACAAGGCCACCAACGGCCUAGGGGAGAUCCACAGGGAGGAGGCUCCCAUGCCGGACGGUGUCCCUGCUCAAGCCCUCCCCCCUACGCUGUCGUCGUUGCCCACUAUGUUCCCUAAGCCAGCCCCCAGCACCCCUGCGCUGCUUAAUGGCAGCCAGGCCCUGGGCCCCUCCUCCCCAGAGCCCCUAGUGCCUUGUAGAAGCCCCGUCUCUGAGCAGACAGAGCCCCCCUGUUUCUCCUCCUCCAUCACCACCUCCUCAUCGUCUUCCUCCCUCUCCAUCACCCAGUUGCCCGUUGUGGAAAGCAAUGGCUCGGACGAGGCCUCCUGCAGCCAGCCCCAAGCCCUCAGGGAGCCUGAGCUGGAGGUGGUGGAGGUGGACGUGGUGGGUGAGGAGGGGGGCGAGGUGGAGUCCUGCCCUGUUCAGGAGGAGCUGGCGUUUCCCGUGCCAGACGAGCUGGAGCCUGGAGAGGUGGUGGUGGUAGAGGGCCAGGUCAGCAGCACCAACGGCGGCCUGUUGUCUACCACCACCGAGCUGCCUGAGGCCUCCGAGGACGAUGACGAGGAGGAGGACAGUUGCGGUCUUGAUGGGGCCUUGGAUAUCUCAGGAGACAUGAUGACCGUGACUACAGCGGCGGCAAUGCCGUCCAACUUGGGCUCGUGUUCUGUGCCCGUCUGCGAGCCCCCCUCCUUCACAGAGCCGCACGAACACCGCUACGCCCUGAGGACUUCCCCUCGCCGCGCCGCCUGCCGGCCCAGCUCCCCCCACAGAGACCGGGACGACCCUCCAGCCUCAUCCCCCGUCCCGUCCCCCACCACACCCACACCCACAACGCCCCACCUGGAGAUGCCAUCCAGCUGCUUCCGACUGGAGGCAGCACCCACUGGUGGUCCGGAGGCCUCCUGCAGGCCGGGCGGCGGACUCUCGGAGCCUGUGGGGGCCAAAGCGUUUCCGGAGGUGGCGGUGGCAGCAGCGGCAGCAGUGUUUGACAGCAGAGCGCCCCGCUCCACCAAAGACUCAGCUGCGGAGGAAGAGGAGGAGGAAGAGGAGCCAGAUGUCUACUACUUUGAGUCGGACCACCUGGCUUUGAAACACAACAAAGAUUACCAGAGGCUGCUGCAGACCAUCAGUGUGCUGGAGGCUCAGAGGACCCGAGCCAUCCUGGACCUGGAGGCUCUGGCCCGCCACCAGAGGGAGGCGAUGUCCAACCCCAUCACCUUCGUGGAGCAUCUGCAGAAACAGGUGGAGUUGGGGCUGCCCUGCCCCCAGAGAGUGGUCCAGCUCCCAGAAAUUGCAUGGGACCAAUACACCUCGGGCGUCGGGGACUUUGAAAGGGAGUUUUGUGACAAGAAGCGCAAAACCAGACAGUUAAAGCUCAUAUACGAGAAAGUGGGUUUACCCAUUCGACCAAAAAGUCCUUUGGAAUCCAAGAAGGAGAGUGACUCGUCUGGGCUCUACUCAUCUCUGCCCUCCAGUGACGCUCCGGAACAAAGCCUCUCCAGCAGCAGAUCACAGAUGAUCAGAGGGAGGGUGUGUCAUCAAAAUAAGCCAGACACUUUCAACCAGCUGUGGACCGUGGAGGAACAGAAAAAGCUGGAGCAACUGCUGGUGAAGUUUCCCCCAGAGGAGGUGGAGGCAAAGCGUUGGCAGAAGAUUGCAGACGCGCUGGGCAACCGGACGGCCAAGCAGGUCGCCAGCAGAGUGCAGAAAUAUUUCAUCAAACUGACGAAGGCCGGCAUCCCUGUACCUGGAAGAACACCUAACCUAUGCAUGUACAGCAAGAAAGCCUCCAGCAAGAGACACCACCACCUGAACAAGCACCUGUACCGGCCCUCCACCUUCCUGACCUCCUAUGAGCCGCCUGUCUACAUGGAUGACGAGGACGAGCGCUCCAGCUUCAAUAGCCUGCAGGACCCCACAGCAGAUGACUCAGAUGAGGAGGGCGUGCCGGUGGAGUACCGGCACCUGCCAGAGUACAAGGAGCUGCUGGAGCUGAAGCGUCUGAAGAAGCAGAAGCUGCAGGAGAUCCAGGUGGAGAGCACCGUGGUGCAGCACAUGGGCUACAAGUGUGACGUGUGCGGCAUGGAUCCCAUCCAGGGGGUGAGAUGGCACUGUCAAGACUGCCCGCCGGACUGUGCCGUUGACUUCUGUGGUAACUGUUCGGAUUGUGUGUACAAAACGGAGACCCACAAGCCCACCCACCGGCUGGAGCCGGUCUACCAGGCCGAGAGCUUCCUGGACAGAGACUACUGCCUGCCACACAGCACCGGCUACAACUAUCUGGACCCCAACUACUUCCCCGCCAACAGAUGACAGCAGCCGGGGCAAAGCAGUGAAUCCAGGGCUAGGCCGCAGCCCCCAGGGCUUUCUGUGCAUGGCUCCCUCCUCCAACUCCAACGCUUAGUCUGGGCAGGGGGGACAGCAGCCGCAGCAGCAGGAUGGGGAGGCACAGAUGGGUGACACCAGCCCUCCACCCCCCCUUCCUCUCACAGACCCCUCCCAAAAACACCCCAACCCCCUCACCCCACUCCCCCCACCCUUCUCCUUGGCAAAAGGGUUACGGUGCUGCCCAACAGGGUGGGAGGGUGUACCGUAUUGCACCUCGCCACGGCCAUUGUCGGAAGUUAACAGGUCACUGUAAUCUACACACUAUUUAACGAAUGAAAAGAAAACGUGGAAAAAAAGAAUGAAGGAACAAAAGAAAAGAGAGAGGGAAAAAAGGAAAGGCACAGCCACCCCCCCCAACCCCAAACAACCUGAGACGUUAGAUGGCUCCCUGUCUCCUUCCCCCCCAUUCCUCUUCCCUUGUGCUUGUUUUUCAGCUGGUAAAGUGCUGGUGAAGCUCCAUUUGGUCAAGUCAAUCUUGGGCCCAGUAGGCCACCAUACUGUACCUGUACCUGUACCUGUACCUGUGCCUCAGUGUGUGGGGACAGGCCAGGGGAAGGUCCUGGGCUUUGCUAACCAGAGUGCAAAAUGGUGUAGCUAGAUGUCUGUAGUUGAAUAUUUAUAACUGACGCUUUCUCUGUGUGAGCUCUAUCUCUCGUUAUGAGUUAGGAAAAAAAAAAAAGAAAAUUAAUGAAGAAAAAAAGCAAGCAACAACAAUGGAAAACAGAACAGGAUCUUGGUGCUGAGACUGUUGUCUUUGAUUCAUACCAGGUCUUUAACAUAAGCACUGGGGAGGUCUGCAAACGUCAUACUGGUCCUCAGAGGCAAAAGCCCUUCAGUAGGGGCCUUGUGACUUGGCCUUGUACCAGGGGCUGCCACUUUCACUAAAAAAAAGCUGCUCUUUCUUUUUUUUCCUUUCUUUCUUUAUUUGGUCCUCACACAGUGUUGUCUCUUCAUUUACAUGUUGACCCAGUAAAUCCUCUCCAUUGAAGUCCGUUUUUAGUUUCCAACCAUGAAGCACUACAGCAUGGAGCACUCACCUGUGGAAGAGGGCUCAUGAGAGAGUUGACGUAUGGAAUCCAAAAGUUUUUUUUUUUUUUGUCUCUUUUCUUAUCAGUGUGUGUACUGUCGUUUAUCAUGUGGAGUGUAUAUAAAAAAAAAAAUAUGGUGAAAGUAGCCAUUGGUAGUUGCUGUGUGCCAUGAUUAUUUUUUAUUUCCUUAUUUCUGGAGAGUUCCCCUCUGACUGUGUCCGCUGGUCAAGAUGACACGGUGACUAGUGACCUCUUCCAUACAAACCAGCCACCCCCCAAAUCAUCACAUCUUUAGAUCCUUCUCAUUUUGCAGCAGUUCCCCUCACGCUCCAUUGAGAAGAUUGUAUUUUUAUUAACCUAUUUAAAAAGAAAAGAAAAAAAUUGAAAAGAAUUGAAGGUGGAGAUGGUUGCCACCGACAGUGGUACACCCACAUUAUUUUAUACACAUAGAUUUUGUUGUGCUUCGAGUAGGCCAUUUUGUAUGGGUUUUGUUUUUGUCCCUCUCCCUCGUACCUUCACCUGCUUCAAUAUCUGUGUAUAACAGUCUGUUCUUAAAUAAUGUAAAAAAACCUGUUAGAGGAGAACUGUGGAAAUAAAAGUAUGUGAAAAGUCUUUCUA
Alosa alosa (allis shad) is the source of this 5563-nucleotide messenger RNA. RefSeq names its product zinc finger, ZZ-type containing 3 (gene zzz3). The record is from RefSeq and is a predicted model, not a curated record. Bases 723 to 3842 code for a protein of 1039 amino acids. Lineage: Eukaryota; Metazoa; Chordata; Actinopteri; Clupeiformes; Clupeidae. The transcript has 12 exons. Gene Ontology annotation, molecular function: zinc ion binding.